CUAACAGAUCAGUCAAGAGUUUCAUCAGAGCGCUACACUAGCAAUGCGAGUGGCGCACGUGGACCGCUCUACUGGCGACUUUAAAAAAAAUGUUAAAAGACUUUUGCUGGAUAUACAGUUUUUUUAAACUUUCGUUACUCUCGAACAAGAAACUCUGUCGCAUUUUUAUUAAGAUAUCUCACAUUUUAAACGUUAAUUUAUAACGAGAAUGUUGGCGCUAUCAAAGUAAUUUUUAAGUCACUCCACAUCAUUUGAGCUAAUUAUGGUAGACAAAGGUCUUCUGACUUCGGCUAUCAUUUUCUAUCUGUCAAUUGGGGCAGCGAUUUUCCAAGUCAUCGAGGAACCUAACUGGGAGACCGCAGUAAAGAAUUAUAAAGCACAAAAGGAGGAAAUAUUGAGAAGAUAUCCAUGUCUUAAAAAUGCUGACCUGGACCACAUUCUAAAGGUGGUGUCUGAUGCUGCAGGACAAGGCAUCACCAUCACAGGAGACAAAACCUUCAACAACUGGAACUGGCCCAAUGCGGUCAUCUUUGCAGCAACAGUUAUUACAACUAUAGGUUAUGGAAAUAUUGCCCCCAAAACACCUUCAGGGAGGCUUUUCUGUAUCUUUUAUGGCCUUUUUGGAGUGCCGCUGUGUUUCACAUGGAUCAGUGAACUUGGAAAGUUUUUUGGUGGUAGAGCUAAACACCUUGGGCAGUAUCUUACUAAGAAAGGCGUAACAUUGCGAAAAACACAGUUCAUCUGCACAGCUGUCUUUCUGUUAUGGGGUGUGUUGGUGCAUUUAGUGAUUCCUCCAUUUGUAUUCAUGUCUCAAGAAGGCUGGACCUAUAUUGAGGGCUUGUAUUUUUCGUUUGUCACUUUGACAACUAUUGGAUUUGGUGAUCUUGUAGCAGGUGUUGACCCCAAUGCUGAGUACCCUACUCUGUAUCGGUACUUUGUGGAGGUAUGGAUUUAUCUUGGUCUAGCAUGGCUGUCUUUGUUUUUCAAUUGGAAAGUUCGCAUGGUUGUGGAGGCUCACAAAGCACUAAAAAAGCGCCGUAAAAGGCGCAAACUUUCGCUAGAUGAGUUACAGCGCAUCGCUGAAAGUCACAAGACCUUGCAUCUUCCACCAACUUCCAAUGAUGUCAACAUAUUUAGCUUCUUAUCCAAGAAAAAAGAAGAUUACAAUGACUUAAUCAAGCAGAUAGGUGUUGAGAAGGAAGGAGAAGAUCAGUGUGUCAGCUUCAUCACUGGAAGCAAGAAUAAAGCACCAAACCGCUCAAAGAGCUGCAGUGAUAAUUAUUCUACUAAUGGAAAUUCCAUUCUCAGUCUAGACCACUCACCUCGACAGAAGCGCCGCUAUAGCUUCAGUGAUAGACUUAAUGUAGCUUUCUCAAAAUCCAAGAGUUACCUUCUUAGUCAAGAGGAAUGUCUUCUCAUGAAUGAAAUGCAUGCAGAGAGAGAGACAGACACUGACCUAGACUGUAUAAGAAUACAUGAAAAUCAGUUGGACAAAGAGGCAGGAGAGAAACACAAAGGUCUAGAACAUGGAGGAUGCAGCAACGCCCGGAUCACAUGGGACUCCAGCAAAUACCAGACCUUUAUGUUUCCCAAUGCCAAUAUUACUUUCACUGAUGAAGAGAAUUUGCUAAACAACAACCUAGAGAAUGAUCACAAUGACUUUAUGCCUAUAUUCUCAACAAAUGCUGAUGAGAUCGAUUUCAGUGAGCAACAGGGCUCGGAAUCUGAGACCUCUGUAUUCACCACAGAUGGGUCAGACCAUGGCAACUCCUAUGAACAGUUGGCAGAAGAGUAUUCCAAAGAGGACAACACUGACAUUUGAUUCUGUCUCCUUUCAUGUCAGUAAAGUUUUUCUUUCAUGAAAAACCUAAAAUGAUGGUGGAAACAAUAGAAAAAUAAGGUUUUACACAGUUCAUUUCCCACUUCUUUUAAAUGUGAUUUUACAUAACAUUUUGUUUAGCAAACGCAUGCUUUCCCAUCAUAUUGGUGGAUUGUUUUUUGGGUUUUUUUUUUUGUUUUUUUUACAGACAAAAAAUGCCAAUUUGUCAAAGCUUAAUCCUUAUUGGAUUAAAAUAUAUAUUUUUAUUGUCUUCUUUGAGCCCAAGGUAUUUUAUUGGGUAACCAUGUUGACCUGUUAGAUUUUAGCUUUUAUUUUGAAUGUUAUGUCAUUACUUGACUUUUUAAUAUUUAGAUUUUUUGUCUCUUUUGAUGCAGGCAUUGUUUUUAUUUCACUAAAAUGUGUCGUUAACUCCAUAUCCAAAAAUGAUAUCACUAUUCAUGAUCUUCUGAACUGUCAAGAUGAUAAUCCACACUCAAAUUCAGGUUUUUCUCUUUGUCCCUGUCAAGUCAUGAAAAUGGUAGUUUAAUUGGCACAAGAUAACAGGAAAUUAUUACUGUGUUCAUUUUACUAAUGUAGUAAUGACUGUUUUGGUGUCUGACUCCAGUUGACAUUUUGGUGAUUUCAUGUUGACAUAAAACCAACACACAAAAUUCUAAUUGUAAUUAAAACCAUUAUAAUGCCUGAAGGGAGGAAAUGAAAAUCCAAGUUGUGGUUCUCUUCACUGAGCCCAUGUGCUUUCUCACUUCUCUUCUUGUGUUAUGCUAUUGAAUGUCUUUUGUGUGCAGAUGUAACUGUAUUUUAUAGAAUUAUAGUGCCCUCUUUUAUUAAUAUGUUGGAUUUCUUUCCUGCUUUUUUUUUUUGAAGCAAAGUUGAACUUACAAAUGUAUUCUAAAUUUCUACUGCCUGGUGAUGUCUUUUAAUAGUCAUUGGUUUGUGCAUUAAAUGAAUAAAUUUUCCACCAAUUCACUUUCUUCUAGUGAGCUUUAGUGUUGUAUUUUGUUUAAUCCUGUGUAUUCCAGUGUACUCUUGACCAAGUAUUAGGAACCUUGUUUUGAGCCUGUGUUGUUGAUCUGUGCUACAAUUGGUUCAAUGUUAUGUUUCAGUUGAAACUUUGGUGUGUCGGUCUCAGUUAUGUACAUUGGGAAAUGGCCUGUUAGCAGCUGCAAUUGUUAAUAUUCCUUGUGUUCUAUUGUAGCCUCUGUUUAAAUAGCUGUUCGCUAAAUUUCUAAAUUUUAAUUACUGGGCAAUGUUAAAUAACCUUAGGUUAACCUGCCAAAUCAUUCUUUAUCAUGCCCCUAUUUCAUAAAGAAACAUUUUACAUAAUGGUUUUGAUUUUCACAUUAUUUUAAUUUUGAAUUUUCUGUACUUUGUCAUGCUGUAAUUCCAUAACUGCUGCUGUAAAGCAAUUGUGAAAUAAUAGAUGUCAAUAGAUGUUUUGUCAGAAAUAGUAGUUUUGUUUUUGAGUUUUAAUUUUACAAUGUGAAUUAUAUGUUAAUAAUAAUGUAAGGAUAAAAGAAUCUCAGAUACUUUGAUUUCCUGUGAAACAAUGCAAACGUACAGACAUCUUCAAGACGUAGGAAAACUACCUUACCAUUUAGUCCUUUCUAAAACCCCUCUACCCAUCUUUCCUUCCACUCAGCUUGCUGCAUGAAAAUGCCAAUGUGAGUGAACUAACAGUAUCAUUUAAAAUGUCUCAGUGCGACUGGUACAAUGGUCUUGUUUCUACAGAAGUAAACUUAACAGUAACCAAGGGUUCUAAGGUCAGGUAUGCACAUUUUACUAUUAGAUUAUUCUCUGAGAACCUGAUGUUUUGUAUAAAUAUGUUUGAAUUGGAAUAAUACAUAUUUACCUGGCUGAUAAUAAAU
Molecule: messenger RNA, 3705 nt
Organism: Puntigrus tetrazona (Sumatra barb)
Lineage: Eukaryota; Metazoa; Chordata; Actinopteri; Cypriniformes; Cyprinidae
Product: potassium channel subfamily K member 5-like
Biological process (GO): potassium ion transmembrane transport; stabilization of membrane potential
Cellular component (GO): membrane
Molecular function (GO): potassium ion leak channel activity
Source: RefSeq, a predicted model, not a curated record